Messenger RNA from Fraxinus pennsylvanica, 1374 nucleotides. The record is from the annotation of a GenBank genome assembly. Lineage: Eukaryota; Viridiplantae; Streptophyta; Magnoliopsida; Lamiales; Oleaceae.
AUGCUCCGGGACUUCUGGUGCUUUUGCCCUGCAAUUCGGAGCUUCGGCUCUGAUGAUGUUGCCGACCGGGACCCGGUCCUUCUUGUAUCGGGUAUUGCCGGGACGAUUCUCAACUCCAAGAGUAAAAAAUUCGGGUACCAGACCCGGGUAUGGGUUCGGAUCCUCCUAGCUGACUUGGAGUUCAGGAGAAAGCUCUUCUCCAUCUACAAUCCCAAAACAGGUUACACGGAGGAAUUAGACGAUAGUAGUGAAAUAGUAGUGCCUCAAGAUGAUUAUGGACUCUAUGCCAUUGAUAUUUUGGAUCCUUCCCCUCUGGUAAAGUGUAUGCAGUUGACGGAUUGUUACCAUUUUCAUCAUAUGAUUGAUAUGCUAGUUGGAUGUGGGUAUAAGAAGGGCACCACAUUGUUUGGAUAUGGUUACGAUUUUCGACAAAGCAAUAGAAUCGACAAGGCAAUGGAUGGCCUACAAGAAAAGUUGAAGGCUGCUUAUAAAGCUUCUGGGGGAAGGAAAGUCAACAUAAUUUCACACUCGAUGGGUGGAUUGCUGGUUUUAUGUUUUAUCUCUCUUUAUAGUGAUGUAUUCUCCCAAUAUGUAAACAAGUGGAUUACCAUUGCCACUCCCUUUCAAGGGGCACCAGGAUGCAUCAAUGACUCUCUACUAACUGGAGUGCAGUUUGUAGAGGGCUUCAAAAGCUACUUUUUUGUGUCAAGGUGGUCAAUGCAUCAACUGCUUGUGGAGUGUCCAUCUAUUUAUGAGAUGCUGCCGAACAUUGAUUUCAAUUGGAAAAAGAAACCUGAGAUUCUGAUAUGGCGAAAGCAAUCCAAGGAUGGAGAAACGUCAGUUGAACUGGAAUCUUAUGGCCCUGAGGAAAGUGUGACUCUUUUUGAAGAAGCAUUAAAAAAUAACGAGCUAAGUUACAAUGGAAAAACCGUCCCUCUACCUUUUAACUCGGCAAUUCUUAAAUGGGCUGCUGGUACUCGCGAAAUUCUCAAUAAAACUCAAGUUCCGAAAGGGAUAUCAUUUUACAACAUCUACGGGAUAUCUUUUGACACACCUUUUGAUGUUUGCUAUGGUUCAGAAUCUUCUCCGAUCGACGAGCUAUCUGAGAUAUGCCAUUCAGAUCCUGAAUACUCUUUUGUGGAUGGUGAUGGAACUGUCCCUUCCGAAUCAGCAAAGGCAGAUAAUCUUGAUCCAGUCGAACGUGUAGGGGUUUCUGGCAGUCACCGGGGACUAUUGAACAACGAUAAAGUAUUUGAGCUUAUCCAGAACUGGUUAGGAGUUUCUUCGAAGGACAAGAAGCAUUUGAAGACCUCUAAGGUGAUGGAUGUACAUUAUUGUCGACCAGUCGAAGCAAAAAACUCUUCCCUGUAUUGA